AUGUCGGUAGUCCCUCGGGCUUUGAUUCGGUACUCCCUGGUGGCAUUAUCAGUGUCCCAAGCCAUAGACCAAAUUAGGUUCUGGGAGGAACCUGUCCAGGCUACCGCUGAUCGGUUCUCACGUCAUCCUCUGUCUCAGGGAUCUAGGGGCCCCCUACGUAAAACCGUGACUAGUUCGCCUAGUGCAGGAUAUGAUGACGUGGCACGAACGAGCCAUGAUAGUAUCGACCAUUAUCGUGAGAUAUCUAAUCUUCAAGAAUUGAAGGUUUCCAGUAUUUCUAAAGAACCGAUUUCCUGUAAAAACUUCAAAGAUUUACGUACUGCUAGUAUCAUAUAUUCAUGUAUCAGAAGUUGGACAACCGAUGGAGUUAUCAUAACAUAUACGGAAAACCAACAAAAUUCUGGUGGUAAGAAUCUUAUAAAGCAAAUUUGUGGUUCAGAAGGUAAAAGCUUGCUUUUAGUAAAUAAGAUAUUUACACAUCCUAACGCUCCAAUUGUCUUUCAACCUUUACAGAUCGUCAGAAUAAAAUAUGUUCAAGCUUCUCGUACGAACAUCUUGACACCUAGUUUACGUUUCUUGAAAUGA
This is a messenger RNA of Funneliformis geosporum, 585 nucleotides long. NCBI's taxonomy places the organism in Eukaryota, Fungi, Glomeromycota, Glomeromycetes, Glomerales, Glomeraceae. The record is from the annotation of a GenBank genome assembly.